Molecule: messenger RNA, 3384 nt
Organism: Solenopsis invicta (red fire ant)
Lineage: Eukaryota; Metazoa; Arthropoda; Insecta; Hymenoptera; Formicidae
Product: NF-kappa-B-repressing factor
Exons: 7
Coding region: 160-1590 (476 amino acids)
Molecular function (GO): nucleic acid binding
Source: RefSeq, a predicted model, not a curated record
UUCGGGUAAACAAAUAUAACCUCAUAUCACUUGUGCGAUCUGGUACGAGCUCAUCAGAGAUUAGCUGCUGUAUUUUGUAGUAUUUAAACUGUUCUGAAAAACGUGUUCGUUGACGAUAGAAGUUAAUUGACAUCUCUUGAUCGAGGACAGGAGUGAAAGAUGGACGAAGAUUGGGACGUGGAGCAACACAAAGUGGAGUACGAGUCCGACGAGCACUGGGAGUUGCGUCGUAAAUUUCUGUUGGCUCACAAAGACAAGUUCCCGGAGGAUAUGCUCGUAUGUUUAGCCCAAGUGUUCGUCAAUGUCGAAUUGUUAGGAUGCAGAUACCCACAGGAAACGAUGGACAUGGUGAAGGAAUUGUCGCAGGAAGUCGCGGCCGAAUAUAGAGAAAAGCAAAAGAAAAAGUUAAAAAGAACGUUUGUGGAAGCGUCAGAGGCAGCUAGUUCUAAGGUGAAAGGAUGCACUGCUAAGAUGUCUACUGUCACAGAAGAAUCUAUUCCGAACAUGCCUAAUCAUUUACCACACACAGCCAAUCUUAGUGAAUCACAACCAACCAUUGCCCAACAAUCUCGUAAAAAACGCAUUUCCAAGAAAAAAAGACUUGAUGCUAAUAAGUUGUUCCCUGCUGAUACAAAAGAACCCAUAUCCAAUAUUGUUAGUUAUAACCAUCAGUUGUGUGAGAAUCCUAAUACCGAGGAAAACCCUGCUAAUAGAUUAAAAACAGAGGAAAAUGUAUCAUUUAAAAAUCUCCAAGAUCAUCCGUACAAAGACUUUGUUUUAUGGGAAAGGCCAGGUGACAAUGCACAGAGUAUACUGGAGACUUCAGCCGCUGUAUCUGGCAUGACCUUAACAUGCAAUUACACUGUUAUACCAGAAGAAGGCUGGGAAUGCUCUCUUAAUCUCGUAAAUUCGCAGGUAUUGAGUUUCAGUAUUAACUCUAAUAAAAAAGUAGCCAGAAAAGAAGCAGCUAUAAAAGCCUUAAAAAAAUUACAAAAGUGCUGCUAUACAGUUAAGGUUAAACAAGAAUUAGGUACAAACUCGGAUGUAACUGUAACGACGGAGGAAAUAAAGUCCCAGGAUUCUCUCUCCGACGACACCGAUUGGAAAGGAUCUAAUUGCAUUGGAAAUAAGUUGAUGAAAAUGAUGGGCUGGGCCGGCGGUGGUCUUGGAAAAUCAGAGCAGGGUAUUGUGGAACCCAUGUCUGCAAUAGUCAAGACACAAAUAAAUCGAGAAGGUCUCGGUCUGAAAACAAAUUCUAAAAACUCGCCAAAGGCGCAAAUCAAUGAAAUAAAGGCCAAAUGUAAAAAAUUGUUUAAAGAUCUUUUACAGACCGAUAAUUAUCUGCGAAACGAAAUUAUGUUCUUGGAUUUUCCUAAGGAAGAUAGAAUGAUAAUUCAUCAACUUGCACGAUCAAUGGGCCUUAAGUCACGUAGUUACGGUAAGGAUCAACGAAAACUGAUAGUCUCACGUAAAGUUAACAUAUGGAACCUGGUCAGAGAACUGAACAGUCUCGGUGGAGUCACUGACAAGUACGAACUGGUGAAACCGAUCGACAAAAAAUUCAUCUCAUUGCCUUCUAUUGAUAUUUAAAUGUGAAAAAAAGAUAUUGUUUAAAACGAUAUCUUCUGUGACACUGAUGUGUAAUAGCUUACAUUGUUAAAUAAAUGGAGAUAUAAGUUUUUUUCAGAAGUCUUUCCGUAAUAUUUUAUUGUUUAAACGAUCCAAAAAAACAAGCUGUUUGAAGUGAUAUCGCGACGUUCCGAUACUCCUUCUAGCACGCAAUCCGAAGUAGCGGGAUUCGGUUCCUGUUCCUGGAACGGACAUGGUGUUUCUGUCGAAUGAAAAGCCGCAGCUAUUUUAUAUAGAUAUUCGGAAUAUACCGCAUCACGCGUCGCCAGUAAAUCAGCACAAACGAAUGCAAGAGGUGAGACACAGUAAAAAGCAAUUCUUCUGAAAUUGCGAUUAUACAGGCGGAGCCCUUCGUGAAUGAACGUAUGUCGUUCAUCAGGUAAAUGUGAUGUACAUUCAUACGCUCGCACGCACGGUCGACGUGUGAAAUCGCGUGGCACGGUGCGUAAUUGGAGGCACUAGCAAUUAAAACUAAAGAGAAACGUUCGCUUUAUUUAACGAUUGUAACUUUUGUCGCGCGACAAAAUCAUUCCCAAGAGAGCGCCUGGCGUACAUUCGAAUCGAAAAUAGAGAACAAGUACAAAAACCUUUAAGAAGCGGAUUACUUACAGCGUACACAGUACAUGUCUCAGGUAUGCCGUGUAACAUGACGUAUAAUAUAAGAAACGCUUUCUGGCAGUAGAACAAUCAGAAGUCGAAGGGUAAACAUAUACAGAUAAUACGACGGUGCGUGACAUUUUAGUACAUUAUCACAUCGUUGAAAUCUCUGGUAAUUAAAGUGGUCAACGCGUUCUCUUUUUUUUUUCCUUUUUACACAUAUAGGUCGUGUAUAUGCAUAUAUAUGCGUGCGCCGCGUAUACGUGCCAUCAGUUUGAAAUGACAAGGUUGAAGAUUACAUGCGUCUCCUAUAUAAUCACUUCGAUUUAUUGAUUAACUUAACGUCUACUUAGCGACGUACGCAUGUUACAACAAUAGUGUAACGCAACAAUGUAAAUGGGCAACGAGAGCAACGAAACAACGCGUGUAGCGUGUAUAGAAAAAAGAAAAUGUAAAAAAGCACCGCGUACAUCUUCGUUAGUCAAUUAAUUGAGCGUGUUAUCGCGCGCAUAAUAGCCUGGUGAAAUAUUUUCACAAGAGCAGCGUCCAUCGCGUAGAUGAAUUUACGGGAAAGAAUCGCUACGUACAAGCUGCGUUAACGCAAUUUUGUUGUAUUUUUUUUUUCCGAAAUCUGAUAAAUUUCGCGGGUUACAAAGGGUUUGUUCAACCGGAAAUUUAAUGUAACGCGGAACGUUUUAGCGGGCUGCGAUUAAAUUUCGUGCAAAUACGUUGUUUAAUAUAGACUAUUUGUUACUGUAAUCCCAUUUCGCCACGUUACGCAAUUACGAAUUAAUUUUCAUACGCGCAAAUGUGACGCGUUGUUACCACCCUUUUUGCGACACGUCGCUUUCAGUCCAACCAUUUACAUUCAACGCCGAAUCCCUUCUUACCGUUGAGAUUGUAAAUGCCAAAGGGCACGGUAAGAUAACCGAAACGCUUUGUGGACGGAUCGACAGUUUCCCCGAAAUCAGUUUUAUCCUUUUGUUGAAAUUUUAAUCCUUUAAUUUUGUUUAAACCAUGUUCACUUCGCGUAUACACUGACCGUGUUCAAAAUGAAAUUACGCGCUAUGAAAAACUUACGAAAAACACACGUACGUUCUGCCACAGUCUAUUUUAUAAAUGCACGAAAGAGAGGAAGAGCAAAAAAAAAAAAAAAAA